CCACCAGCUGCUGCAUGUCUGCAGACAGUCCCCCGUCACACUGGACCACAGCGGGCUGGUCAGCUGGGUGGUCACUGUCACGGCGGAGGCGGGCUGCUCCUCUGACAUCUCCAAAUUCCCAGCAGAAGUCCGGAGGUGUGACGUGACUCUCCCCCUGGGCCACCACCACGUCCAGAAGACAGAGGGCGUCGUGGUGCACUUCGUCAACACACACGGUCCGGGAAUUCCCACACACUCGGCGCCCGGCGAGUUUUCCACGCAUUUCUCCCACGGCUGGGCUCUCCAGGAGUCGUCUCUGUUUGUUCUACUUCCGGAGGGCGAGGUCUCCACUCACGAGAAGAGUGAUGACGUCAGGAUAAGUUUGAAGCUGGCUCGACACCGAUUGGUGGAGGAGUUCAUGGUGACGUCACCGGUUCUCGUGUUGGUGUGGCUGCUCCCCAUCGUGUUCCUCGUCCCGUCUGACUCGUCUGCUAAGAUGGUCAUCAGUGUUGUUGUCCUGGUCCUAACGGCUGUGGUCACCUUCCUGUCAGUGGUGGUGACGUCACUGGCCGCUGUGUCGCCGCACUCGCACAUGCCCGUGUGGGCAAAGAGGAUUUUCUUUGGCUCAUGCGGUCUCCAGCGCUGGCUGCUGUACAGUGUGUCCGCCAUUGUUCCUGUCAUUCCGUCCCCGUCUGCCAGUGUCGUGGUGGGCGUGAGAGGGGCGGCCUCUGACCUUGACCUCUCGCUGCCUGAGGGCGACCACAAGGACCCUCCGCUGGUCAUCACCUCGUCACGUGACACAGCAGACGGCCCGGGCCGGGCCAGGAAACAACACCUGUGGCUGGACAUGGCCCGGAUUCUGGAUCGUCUGUUCUUUGUUAUUUUCACGGUUAUCGCCCUUUUCACCACCAUCAGUCUCUUGUCCUGAACAAUGCCGUUUAGUUCAUUUCACGGUUAUUGCCCUUCUCAUCACCAAAACGUGUUUUUUAUACUGAACUAUGUAACUUUUUUAUUUUCACGGUUGUCGCCCCUUUUCACUACACAAAGACUUGGUCUUUUGUCCUCUUUACGUAAAUUACAGCAUGUUCUGACACAAUAAAGUUCAGUUUCCCAGCAUGUUUUUUCUCUAGAAGAACCAGCAGGACAACAGCCCUCCACAACACAUUUCGUCUGGUAUUACUCUUUGUUUUAGCUUUAGUAAGAGUUUUUUUUUAUGGCACUUGUAAUACAAUAAGGGUAUAUGAGCCAAAGAUUAGAGGUGUUACAAGAGAGUAACAAACACAAAAAAGGAGGAGAGAUAAGGACGACAGAAGUUUGAUAGGGAAGAAAAAGCGAACCAAACCAGAGCACCCGCCAACCACCCACAUUCGUCUUGUCUUCUUGGACAUAACAGAAACCUCGAGUGGACGUCAACACUAGCGUGAAUAUACGUCAUGUUGUCAUUUCACGUUGUUCUGUUGAGUUCCUGGGUGCGAAUAAAGGAAACGUUUCAUGAUGA
Messenger RNA from Aplysia californica (California sea hare), 1477 nucleotides. Its product is annotated as acetylcholine receptor subunit alpha. The record is from RefSeq and is a predicted model, not a curated record. Gene Ontology annotation, cellular component: membrane. NCBI's taxonomy places the organism in Eukaryota, Metazoa, Mollusca, Gastropoda, Aplysiida, Aplysiidae. Gene Ontology annotation, biological process: monoatomic ion transmembrane transport. Gene Ontology annotation, molecular function: extracellular ligand-gated monoatomic ion channel activity; transmembrane signaling receptor activity.